AUGUGGGUACAGGACCGCUCUGGAGCUGCCUUACCGCAGUCGUCUGUGCCGUGGUCUACCCCGCCGGGACGACCUGGAGCUGUUGGGACUAUGGGUGGUGCUGAUGCUGCAGUCUCGACUGCUGCUGCUGCUCCUGCCAUCACAGCUGAUGCUCAGACAACCACCAGAAGCACCACAAAGCCCACGACAGGCUCGACAUCGACACAAUCAAACUCAUCGGAUGCGAAGAACAGCAGCUCAAUUCACUCGUCCGGCCACAAUACCACCUUUCUCCCUGGCACUGAGGGCACUUUUUUCCUAGUCGACGACCCUCCCGAGCCCCCCGAUUCCGAUACCCUCGGCCCUCUCAAGACCAGCAAACAUCGCGACCCUUCUCCCUCGGGCCUCAGGGCCAACGCAGCAACCCCCUCUCACAGCGUCCGAGACUCGAUCGCCUCUAUUGUCGACGACCCCUUCUUCCGCCGAUACGCUAACCUCAUUGACGCCUCUCCUGCUCCGAACCCCCACGCGCCAAGCGCGCUCUCUCUCACCUCGAAGAGCGUUACUACCCCUUCGACAGGCACAGCUGCUACAUCUGCGGCGACCUCUCCCACGACCUUGACGACUGCCACGAGCGUCACGACUUCCACAAACGCGACGACCGCGACGACUCCUACGACCACAACAUUAGGUUCUGGCCAUCGCAAUGACGAUAGACCUUCCUGGAUCCCUCCCCGGAAAGACUCUUUAACAGACCCCAACCCGACUCCAUGGGUACGACGCCCUUUGCUUCGCCUCGAGACCAGGCAGACUGACCAAUUGGCCCAGUUUGAGUGCGCAAGACAUACCAUGGAGCCCCUGAACAUUGCCGUCAUCGGCUCCGAGGGCGUGGGCAAGUCCACGUUCAUUCAGCACCUACGUCGCGCCCCGCGCCCCUCCUCUUCAAACAUCACCACUCUGAAGCAUGAACUCGAUGGCGCUCUUUACCAUGUUACGCUCGUCGAGCUCGACCUCGAGGGCAUUCCCAAGCUCGACCCCAACCAGCCAGUGCUCUGGCCCAAGCAGAUCGGCGGCCACAUGGUGCCCCGCAUGGACGGCGCCCUCCUUUUAUACGACGGCCUGAAUGAGGAAACCAUGCGCGAGCUCCCCACCGUAAUGGCUGCGUUGGCAAACUCGUCUCUGCCUACCGUCCUCGUUGCCACUAAAUCGGAUGCCCCCGACGAUUUCCGUCACCGUGACCUAGCAGGCGUGGCCGCUUCCUCUCCCACUUGUGCUGGCCACUUCAGGACAUCAGCCAAUGCGCCGCAAAGCAUUAGGGAAUGUUUGCAGGCCAUGAUGAGAGCCGCGUUGACUGCCCGGAAGGACAAAGCCGAAGGUGUAGGACAGAGACGGCGCGCUGCUUCGACUGCAAACCUCGAUACCCCCUCUGACCUUUCCAAUGGCCGACCAAUGAGCCAGCACAGCAAACACAGCAGAGCCAGUUCCGACUUUUCCCUCGUGCGUGGCAACGAAGGUGGCCAAUAUCGUGGCCAGUCUUCUAGAUCACCUCGUUCCGAGAACCAAGGCUCCAGCAGCGCAUCCAUUCCUGAAGACGGACAGCAAACAGUACAAGGGAUGUUGCGCACGCCGGGUGUCCGACUUGAUGGCGGCAACGACUCGUCCUUCCUCGAUGUGGACGAGUCGGAUGCCGAAGGCUAUCGGUACGGAGAUGACCAUGACCACCGUCACGACGAUAAAGCAGCCAAGCUUCCGGGCGUGACCUUUGACGAGCUGGUCGACCGACUCGUGGCACCGAAGAUGACGAGAACAGACCACAAUUUUGUCGAUGUCUUCCUUUGCCUGUACCGAACGUUCGCCGCGCCCUCGAAACUCCUGACUGCCAUUCGGGCUCGCUUCGAUCAGGUGGCUGCCGAUCAGUCUAUGCAGAUGCUGGCAAAGUCCGAGGCACAGUUGCGCAUUGUCGAGGUUGUGGCCAAGUGGUUGUCACUAUACCCCGGCGACUUUGCGCGACCGGUAUCCAAGAAUAGCCUGGCAGAGUUCGUCAACCAGCUGAUGGCAGAGCCCGUUUUCGUCGCUGCCGCACAGCAGAUGAAGAGGAACCUGGAACACAAGGUUAUCGAGGACGAUGACACUUGGUGGGAAAACUCUGAUCCAGUCGAGGAGCCUGCUGACUCCAAAGACGUGGCAGAGAAACGCCGGAGCGGCAUCGCCGAGUCCAUGAACUCGCUGCAGCUGGAUGACCAUCAUAGCACCUCAGCUAGUGGCCAGCGGCGUCCUUCACAGAGUUCAGAUUUGGCUCGCCACGAGCUCCCGCAUGCCUCCCGGCCGAAGGCUAUUUUCACAUUCCACACGGUCGAAGAUUACGAGCGUGAGGCAGCCACGUUAGUCCCCACCGGGCUGUACCCGCUCAACAAGUUCCGCUACCACACCUUCAUGGAAAUCGACCCCGACGACAUGGCCGAAGAAAUUACGCGCAUCGACUGGAUCAUGUUCGGCUCCAUCCGCAUCCGCGACCUAGUCCGCCACGUCAGCCUCUCACAUGAUCAGAAGGAAAAGUGCCGUAGCCUCAAAAACGUCAACCGCAUGGUCAACCACUUCAACCACAUCGCCCAGUGGGUCGCCAACAUGAUUCUCAUCCGCGACAAGGCUAAGCACCGCGCCCCAUGUCUUGAGAAGUUCAUGGGUAUUGCAGCGCGCCUGCGCCAGCUGAACAACUACAAUGGCCUGGCGGCCGUGCUGGCGGGUAUCAACGGCACGGCGAUCCAUCGCCUGGCGCAGACGCGCGCACUGGUGGCGCCGGACGUGCAGAAGCGCUUUGCGGGGUUGGUGCUGCUGAUGGGGACGCAGAAAAGCCAUUUUGCGUAUCGCUUGGCUUGGGAGAAUUCGCCGCUGCCGAGGAUUCCGUUUAUCCCGCUGCAUCGCCGCGACCUUGUGUCGGCUAUGGAGGGGAGUAAGACGUUUGUUGGGCCGGAUGGGGAUAGGAUUAAUUGGAAGAAGUUUGAGGUCUUGGGGGAGGUGAUUCUGCCGAUUAUGAAGAGCCAGGGUCAGCCGUAUACGACGCUGCAUCGCCAUGAGGUGAGCAGGGAGUUGAUUCUCGAUGUGAAGAUUUCCACAGAUGAGGAGGAAAUCUACCAGCGCAGCGUGCAGGUCGAGCCUGCAGGCGCAGCCGCCUCGGCUGAGUCGAGCAAGAAGAAGUUCCCGUGGUUGACCAAGUAG
Thermochaetoides thermophila DSM 1495 is the source of this 3195-nucleotide messenger RNA. RefSeq names its product putative ras guanyl-nucleotide exchange factor. NCBI's taxonomy places the organism in Eukaryota, Fungi, Ascomycota, Sordariomycetes, Sordariales, Chaetomiaceae. The transcript has 4 exons. Bases 1 to 3195 code for a protein of 1064 amino acids. Gene Ontology annotation, biological process: positive regulation of GTPase activity; Ras protein signal transduction. The record is from RefSeq and is a predicted model, not a curated record. Gene Ontology annotation, cellular component: plasma membrane. Gene Ontology annotation, molecular function: guanyl-nucleotide exchange factor activity.